Messenger RNA from Durusdinium trenchii, 504 nucleotides. The record is from the annotation of a GenBank genome assembly. NCBI's taxonomy places the organism in Eukaryota, Dinophyceae, Suessiales, Symbiodiniaceae.
AUGAAGUUGCCCGCGGACGGCUCCGGCGUUCAUUUCUACGACUUCAAAAGAAUCCCAGAUACGAUGGUUUUCAAGAAUAUGUACAGAGCUCGCAUGGACAGUUUGCAUGCGGACAGCGCAACUGCAGAUCGCAUGGUUGAGGAGGCAAACUACGCCUUCUUCUUGAACACUCGCAUCUUCCAGGAGCUGGACUCUCUAGCCGGCUUCGAGGCAGAUCCAGUCCCACCACCAGCGACAGCUCCGCCCUCCAGCGAGUCCGCUGCAGCUGCAGCGGCUGCCAGAGCAGCCGGAUGCCCCUUUGCGAGCCUGGCUGCGGCAGGUGUGGCCAUGCCAGAGGGGCAUCCUCAUCCAGAGAAGGCAGACUCCAAGGAGAGCGGGGAGCCAGAACGCCCAGCAGAGACAACUCGGAGUUCAAGUCAGCUGCCACUGCUUUUGUUGUCGAUUGCCUUCGGCACUGCUGCUGUGGGGCUUCUUGCCGCCUUGAGUGCCAGUCGCAAGAGCUGA